Molecule: messenger RNA, 8386 nt
Organism: Myotis myotis
Lineage: Eukaryota; Metazoa; Chordata; Mammalia; Chiroptera; Vespertilionidae
Gene: APCDD1
Product: APC down-regulated 1
Exons: 6
Coding region: 455-1846 (463 amino acids)
Biological process (GO): negative regulation of Wnt signaling pathway
Cellular component (GO): plasma membrane
Molecular function (GO): Wnt-protein binding
Source: RefSeq, a predicted model, not a curated record
GCCUGAUCGCGGGCCGGGCCCGGCCGCUCGCAGGCUGGGGCCGAGGAGCGGAGCCGCCCCGGUGCCCCCGCGCCCGAGCGCUCGCCCCGCUCACGGUCUUCCCGGGCUGGAGGCGCGAGGGCUGAGCGCGCGCGGCGCCGCGGCGGGUCCCGGGGAGCAGGGGCCCCGGACGCCUAGCGGCUCGAGCGGUUCGGGGCGCGCCGGAGGUCCCGGAGGAGGACUGGAGAUGUCCUGUCCGUGCCGCCUCCUGCUCACCUACCUGUUCCCGGCCCUGCUGCUCCACGACUGGACCCAGCUUCAAGGCGCAGGGGACUUCUGAGAGCCAAGCUGUGAUCCUGGAAACCAGUCUAGGCUGGGAGAGGGUUCUGCCCUCCUUCGUCCAGAUAGCAGGUCGCAUCCUAGAUCCUUAGAGAAAAGUGCCUGGAGGGCGUUUAAGGAAUCACAGUGUCAUCACAUGCUCAGACAUCUCCACAAUGGAGCAAGGAUCACUGUGCAGAUGCCACCGGCGAUCGAAGGCCACUGGGUGUCCACUGGCUGUGAGGUGAGGUCGGGCCCAGAGUUCAUCACAAGGUCUUACAGAUUCUACCACAAUAACACCUUCAAGGCCUACCAGUUCUACUAUGGCGGCAACCGCUGCACCAGCCCCACCUACACGCUCAUCAUCCGAGGCAAGAUCCGCCUGCGCCAGGCCUCCUGGAUCAUCCGCGGGGGCACGGAGGCCGACUACCAGCUGCACAGCGUGCAGGUCAUCUCCCACACGGAGGCGGUGGCCGAGAGGCUCAGCCAGCUGGUGAACCGCACGUGCCCUGGCUUCGUCCCCGCCGGAGGUGCCUGGGUGCAGGACGUGCCCUACGACCUGCUGCAGGAGGAGGACGGCUGCGAGUGCACCAGGGCCGUGAACUUCGCCAUGCACGAGCUGCAGCUCCUCCGGGUGGAGAAGCAGUACCUGCAGCACCACCUGGACCGCCUGGUGGAGGAGCUCUUCCUUGGCGACAUCCACACCGAUGCAGCCCAGAGAACGUUCUACCGGCCGUCCAGCUACCAGCCCCCCCUGCAGAACGCGAAGAACCACGACCAUGCCUGCAUCGCCUGUCGAAUCAUCCACCGGUCGGAUGAGCACCACCCUCCCCUCCUGCCCCCCAAGGCUGACCUGACCGUGGGCCUGCAUGGAGAGUGGGUGAGCCAGCGCUGUGAGGUGCGGCCCGAGGUCCUCUUCCUCACGCGCCACUUCAUCUUCCACGACAACAAUAACACCUGGGAAGGGCAUUACUACCACUACUCGGACCCCGUCUGCAAGCAUCCCACCUUCACCAUCUACGCCAAGGGCCGCUACAGCCGCGGCGUGCACUCCUCCAGGGUCAUGGGGGGAACGGAGUUUGUGUUCAAAGUGAAUCACAUGAAGGUCACCCCCAUGGAUGCGGCCACGGCCUCGCUCCUCAACGUCUUCAACGGGAAUGAAUGUGGGGCCGAGGGCUCCUGGCAGGUGGGCGUCCAGCAGGAUGUGACGCACACCAAUGGCUGCGUGGCCCUGGGAAUCAAGCUACCUCACACGGAAUACGAGAUCUUCAAAAUGGAGCAGGACGCCCGCGGCCGCUACCUGCUGUUCAAUGGCCAGAGGCCCAGCGACGGGUCCAGUCCCGACAGGCCCGAGAAGAGAGCCACGUCCUACCAGAUGCCCUUAGUCCAGUGCGCGUCCUCCGUGUCCCGGCCCGAGGACUUCUCCUUCUCCGAGGACCACAGGGCUCAGCAGUACAGGAGCCGGGCGCCCGGGAGGAGCGCCUGUCCCCGGCGGCUUGCUGCGCUUGCCUGCCUUUUGACUCUACUGCACUGGAAUAGCCUCAGAUAGAAAUGUUUUCCAAGUUCUAUUUGAUCCACCCCAGGUCUCCUUGCAGUUGGCAUUUUUUUCCCUUAGGAAAAGCGAGGACGCUGCUGCCGAUGCACUUGAGUGCCCGAGAACUGUCCUGCCCUUUCUCCUCGCCUCGCCCCCUCCCAGCCUGAGUCAUGAGCAGCUCUGUUUGAAGUUCCUGCUUUGAACUCUGUCCAGUCGGGGCCCUGGCCUGGGCGCCUUCACAGUAGUAAUUGCACUUUAAGACCGCAGAGCGUUUGGUGGAGGGAGCAGGGGGCGAGCGAGGCCCGCUUCUUUUCUUCCUCGUAAUUAUGCUUCGGUUUCUGAGGUGAACUUAGAAGGAGUGAAUAGCGAGCUACAGCUUUUCAUUGUGGUUGCUUCCUGUCCUCCUUUGAAGGUGUUUCCUCUCGGCGUUUUACAGCCUGGAAUCCGGCAGAGGGUUGUUGGUUUGGGACUGCAAACCAGACACAUUUUAUUAAUAAAGAGACUUGGGUGUAGAUAUGUACAUAGCAAAAGACCCACGAUUUACCUUAACCACCUUGACAGCCUUGAUGCAAAAAAAGGAGAGCAUCCAAACUUUCUGAUGUUGAGUGGAAAAGUACCUGUAAUUAAAGUUUCAAAGUAAUUUAAACUAUUGUUGUUUUAGCUCGCUGGGAACAGAGAUGGUGGCCAGACGCUGUUUUCUGGGUGGUUGGGGAAUGCUUGGUGCUGUCCUACCUGCUAAGGAGACAAGGGCAGCUGGGCAAAUAUGGAAAGCGGUCCUGUUACCAGGCAGGAACGUGGGCUGGCGCCUGUGUUAAAUGCCACAUAAAUGAUAGCGUGCCCCUGGUUCCACAGUUUCCCCUUCCUGGGACCCUUGUCUUGGCUCAGGCUGUAUCUAUCAGAGGUGAGCAGACGGUGCUUCACUCUGGCACGUCUGCUGCCUCCGAAGAUGAGCAACAGAGACCACACAGGUGUUCAAGGGCUGGGCGGGUCAAGGAGAUGCAGUGGGAGCUUCCGAAGCGGGGGCUCCAUCAGGCCCUUGACACGAGUGAAACCGGGACUUGGUGUAUAGGCUCCUUACCAAGGACAUGCCAGCUUGACUCAGUUUCUGCCCUGCCAUUACUUUGGCUCUGUCACUGCCAAGUGUCAGGUCACCUGGUACAGACUGCGAGCUGCUUUCUCACAGGCCAGGGGAGGGUGCAGGAAUCAUGUCUGCCCGUUCCUUUGCAUUAUCACAAAUGGUGCUAUCUGAACACCCCGUGUGAUUGCCAGUAGAGACUGGUGGAGGGAAAUGAUGAGUAACUGAAAUCCUGGAUGUGGCUAAAGGUGAACAUGGAAACCACGAUCGAGGUCAAGAGUCAUACUUGUAUUUAAGAAAUAAAUUUAUGAAAUGCUAUAGCAUUCUCUGUGGUGUUAAGUUACAAGGAUGGCAUGGAGUGCCAAAGUGCUUUAUCUCUAGGUUAUAUUUUAAGUUGUGGUGCAUACAAAGGGGGUUUAUUCCAAUGAAAGUACUAACUUAAUAUCUGCCAAGUUUAAUAAACAAAGAUGUCAAAAAUACCCCCAGAAGAUAGUUUACCUGUGGAUCUAUUUAAUUAAUACUAAUGCUAUCUUUAAAGGAUAUAAUAAAAUUAUGUGAAAUCUAUGCUCACUGCCAAAGAAUACCUCAGUGCUUUACUAUAAAAGUGGUAUAUUUAUAGUCACUUAAUUAACAGCUUAGACUUAUCUAUUCAAACUUUUAAAAAGUACAUUACAUAUGUAUGUACACACAAAUAUGUACACACACACAUAUAUAUAUACAUAUACCCAAAUAUAUAAGUAGUAACAUGUAUACAAUGUAAUAUAUAAUUUAGUGAUAACAAGAAAUUCAUGUGAUCAUAUCACUUCCUAAUGCAGAGAAUGAUCAAUAUGUUUUAUUCCCAAAUUAGUGACACAAUUAGACUUACACCUGUUGCUUACUUUAUCACCCACAUAUAUCACAUCUUAUCUUGUUUUAUGUCAGUCAUGUUAAUACAAAUAAGUGUCUUUAAAAGUAAGCCCCAUGUAUCCCAUGAAGAUCUUCCCAAGUUUUCCCAUCAUCUUGAAGAAAUCUAACUUCAGAAGUCAUUCAGGCUUAAGAGUCAGAAAUUUUAACUUAAGACCAAGAUGCUAUCUCUGAGAAAAGUAUGACUGAGUCCAGAAUAUUCUACAGCAAGCUUAAAAUACUCCAUAGUAUGUACUCUGGUGCUGGCAAGUCUACUCCUAAGUUAGUAGCAGGUAGUUCUACUUGCAAAUACUAGGUUUGGGGAGUAUAGUGAGUAGUGAAAACGUGGAUGCUCUAGACUUCACUGGCUUGCUGGGACUGUACAACACAAGUAGCAAUUGACUAUAACAGGAUAUUAAUUAUAUUCUAAUAUAGACCAUUCAUAAGUGCAAUUUCUUUAUGAAAAAGUUUCCAUCGUUUUUUUUUUGUAUACAAUUUGCAAAACUAAAGCAGAAUUAAUAUGCACAAGUCUGCAAAGAUUGCCAGGGUAAAUGAUUUACAAGUUACUUUGAAAAAACUAAUCAGCCACAACUGGGCCUUCACAUGGCAUUAUCUUUUUUUAAUAAAAAUAUUUGAUGCCAGCCUUCCACUGCCUGAAACUAUACUAGUAAACUUUUUUUAAUGAGUUGAAUUUAAGGAAGCACUACAUACUAGUAUACUAGAAGAGAAGAAAGUUCUAUUAGUUUGAGAUUGCAGUAUUCCCCCAAGCUAGGACCAGUACCUUGGUGAGAGCUGGAAUAGAAUGUGAGUGUGUGCAGAUGGCAUCCCUGAGGACUCAGAGCUUCAGAGAACUGUGGUGGUCCAGCUGCAUAACCCACUGACCUGUCUUGCCAAUCUCUACGCUGGCUUUGACUGGGCACAACUCAAAAAGGAAAAGCUCAUAUUCAUUCUAUUCCCCUCUGAUAGCAUUUACUGACACUCUGGGAUGUCUUCCGCCUAUGGUAUUAUGGUAUUUCUUCAAGUAAUUGCUAAAAGAUACAGGGCCAUUCUAUGAUACUCAUACCCAUUUUAUCUAGAUGUUCCGUGGGUCUACAAAUCUCCCCCUUGCAUUUUGGGUAGCAAUUGUAACAGAACCUUUGGCUUUUCCCAGGCUUUAGCUGCAUGAGGCAAAUGCAUUUAACACUGUGUUCACCUUCAUCCGUCUGCAGAGACUUGUGUUCGGGCAUUCCUGCCUUCCAUAGUUCUCUAUCCAUUGUUUGGUGGACACAAGGUCACACAGAGGUGUUCUCUCUAUAUCCACACUGGAAAGGGCACCUCCAGAGAGGGGGGCACACGAUGAGAAGGCCCGAGGAUGAAAGUUCUUUGAGUAGUAGAUGGAUCCACUGGUUUGUAAGCAUGAGCAGCACAAAAGGCCCCCAGGGUGUAUAUCCUGCGUGGGGUGCAACAAUGGCUCUAACAGGUCUUUUCGUAGACUGUUUUGUGAAAACCCUGCUGUCAUGAGGCUGUGUUCUCGCCACCGGCUUCCCAGUGGCAGACCACUCAAUUGUACAUCUUGGUGCCUAUGCCACCCAAGGUGCAAGAGGAUGAAUGAGGGGGCAGCGUGGCAGGUGCAACUACUGGAGUAGACCAGACACCUUGGGCCCAGCACAGGAGGAGGGAUCAGCCCAGCCCAGGGGGAUGGAGGAUGGGGAAAAGGCAGUGGUGCAGCUACAGCACCCAUCACCACAAACUCCGGUGACCUCCAGGAGAUGGGGACCACUGGGGCUUCACUGUAGACCUGGAAGCCCUGGCCCUGCCCCAGGAGUUGCGGCUGCUCCCCAGCCUGGGCUGGUUCCAGGAGGUUGUGGGUGCUCCCAUGACCUCCUCCUCUCCCAGUGGUCUCUAGGAGCACCAUCAGUGACCCCAACCCCUUGACUCUGUCCACCCCAUCCCCUAACCCCUGCGGGACUUCUACCUAUUUUAAAAUUAGAUGAUUAUUAUUUUUUUUGUUAUUGGGUUGUAGACAUUUCUAAUAUAUUUUGAAUAGUAACCCCUUGUUAGGUAUAGAGUUAUAUGCAAAUAUGUUCUCCAAUAAACUAAGGAGGUGAAAAACUUGCACCCUGAAAACUACAAAACACUGGUGAAAGAAAUUAAAGAAGACACAAAUAAAUGGAAAGAGAUCCCAUGUUCAUGGAUUAGAAGAAUAUUUUAAAAUGUCCUUAUUACUCAGAGAGAUGUACAGACUCAAUGCAAUUCCUAUUAAAAUUUCAAUGGCAUGUUUUGCAGAAAGAGAAAACAAUUCUAAAAUGUAUGUGGGACCACAAAGGACCCUAAAUAACUAAAGCUAUCUUGAGAAAUAAAAACAAAGCUGGAGGUACCAUACUUUCUGAUUUCAAAAUAUAUUGCAAAGCCAUGGUGAUUAAAAUAGUAUGUUAUAAGCUAGUAUGUUACAACACCUGGCAUAGACCAAUGAGACAGAAUAGAGUCCAGACUUAAACCCACACUAAUAUGGUCAACUGUUCUCUGACAAGGGCGCCGAAAUGCAUAAGGAUAGUCUCUUCAACUAAAGGUGUUGGGAAAACUGGAUAUCCAGAUAAAAAGAGAAUAAAAUUUGACCCUUGCACUAUACACAAAAGUCAACUCAAAAUGGAUUAAAGGCUUAUAUAUGGAGAUCCAAAACUGUAAAACUCCUAUCAAAAAACAUAGGUAAAAGGCUUCAUGACAUUAGUCUUGGCAAUGAUUUCUUGGCUAAGAUUCCAAAAGCACAGGCAACAAAAGCAAAAAUAAACAAGUGGGAUUAUAUUAAAACAAAAAGGCCUCUGCACAGCAAAGGAAGCAAUAGCAUGAAAGAGCAACCUAUGGGGUGGGAGAACAUACUGCAAACCAUAUCUAAUAAGAGGUUAAUAUCCAAAACACAUAUAAGAAACUCUUGUGAUUCAAUACAAACUAACAAACAAAACCUCAAACGAUCACAAAGGAUUUGAAUAGACCCUUUUCCAAAAAAUUACAUUUUAUAUUGUGUCCUUGAAAAAAAAAUUUUUUGCCAUGGAAACAACUGAAUGAUGUCACAGAUGGAUUGCAUAAAUAUGGAAGUUGAGGCUUCACAAAACAGUUGGUCAAAGAUGAGAAAUAGCUCUGAUUUCCAAAUAUAAAUAAUUUCAAUAGCCAAGAAAGCAAAGUCUCUGGUACAAUAAAAUGCAUUCUCUAAAGAAUCUUCUUUGAAUGUGUUCCAGCACAAAUGUCUAUCUACAAUAUUCAUAGCAAACUCUAGCCAACCUCUGCAUUUCCUUAUUAGCUUGAAACUAAAUGGCAGGAAACACCCAGGGCACCAAUAAUACUUCAGAAUCUUGUGCCAGUUUCAAACCGAGUGGACUGUACUAUGGAGCUAGUUUCUAAUUCUUUGAAAAAUUCCAUUGAAAUCAGAGAUAACAAACUUGAAAGGCAAGUCCUUUACUGAAUCAAUAAAUAAAACAUCAAAGUGAUUAUUGAGCCAAAGAUCCAAAGAAGUCAUGUGCAACUUUCAGCAUAAUAAAGCAGUGAAUAUGAAUUCAAAUGAGCAGCCUGAUUUAAUAAAACAAACAAACAAACAAACAAACAAACAAUACUAUCUAUUUCUGGAGCAACCAUUCUCCUAGGGAAUGAGGUAGGCAUUAACAUCCCUGUACUGUGCCCAGUUGUUCUCUUGUGCCUGGUUUCUGAACAUUUCUUCAGACCACAGAGGGCCAGUAAAUUCACUUUUCACUUUUUAUUCACUUGAAGAGCAGCAAGAUGUUGGAGAGAAUGGUGGUGCUAAAAAUAAUUUAAAAAAUAAUUGGAACUCUGGAAGCCCACAGUUCUGUGACAAUAUAUAAAUUUUAGGAAGAGAAUGUAAAAUCUCUUAUCGUAGCUGACCCACCUAAUGAUUUGUAAGAAAUCCAGAAAGACACAGAUCUUGUUGAGGGAACUGCUUUCUCAUUUUGCUGCUUCAUCUGAUCAAGUUGGGCAGAACUGUCAUUUCCUACAGCCGUUCUAGGGUGCCUUGUGCUCUGUGCUUUAGCUGUCUUAGACGUGCGGUGGAAAGAGUAUGGGCUUUGGCGCAAACAGGCAUGUGUUUGAAUUCCUGCUUGCCCACUCCCCUCUGGCCCCCUUUGGGUAAGUCCUUCAGCUUCUCUUUGCUCAAUAUCCCCACUUAUGUAAUGAGAACCAUGACCUAGCAGAAUAGAAGCUUUCAUAACAGACCUGCAUUUAUCAGAGUCCUGGAUUCAUGGACUCUCCCAUUUCCGCAUGGAAGUGUGCUGGCUGAUGCCCCUGACCUUGGUGCUUUAGCAUCUCGCUCCCUGGAGUGUGAACCAUCAGCAAUGCAUCCCAUGUGAGGCUGUGAGAGAUGCACAAUCCAGGCCCCAUUCCAGACCUGCAGAAUCAGAAUCUGUGUUUCAAUAAAACCUUUCUCUCUCUCUAGCUCAUUCUUGUACACAUUAAAGUUUGAAAGAUGCCACCAACUGAGUUGUAUGCCUAUUAAGUUGUUUUAAUCCUCAACCUUAUUUAUGUUCGCUGUUCUUUUUGUCGUCAUUAUAGAAUUAAUUUCAACGCUGAUGUUAAAAAGGAGAAAAUUAAUAAAUAAAGCAAUUAUUAAAAAUGUU